Cuculus canorus (common cuckoo) is the source of this 2611-nucleotide messenger RNA. RefSeq names its product growth arrest specific 8 (gene GAS8). Gene Ontology annotation, cellular component: Golgi apparatus; microtubule; motile cilium. Gene Ontology annotation, molecular function: small GTPase binding; microtubule binding. The record is from RefSeq and is a predicted model, not a curated record. Lineage: Eukaryota; Metazoa; Chordata; Aves; Cuculiformes; Cuculidae. The transcript is spliced from 11 exons. Bases 899 to 2347 code for a protein of 482 amino acids. Gene Ontology annotation, biological process: flagellated sperm motility.
GCCUGGGGAGAGGGGUCGGGCCGAUGCCAAGCACAAACCCGGGCUGGGGAGGAAUGGGUGGGGAGGAGCCCUGAGGAGGACUUGGGGUGCUGGCGGAUGAGAAGCUCAACAUGAGCUGGCGACGGGAGCUCGCAGCCCAGAAAGCCAAGUGCAUCCCUGGGUGCAUCCAAAGCAGUGGGGCCAGCUGGGCGAGGAAGGGGAUUCUGCCCCUCUGCUCCCCUCUUCUGGAACCCCACCUGGAACCCUGCGUCCAGUUCUGGAGUCCUCAGCACAGGGAGGACAUGGAUCUGUUGGAGCGAGUCCAGAGGAGUCCGCAGAGAUGAUCCAAGGGCUGGAGCACCUCCUGUACAAGGACAGGCUGAGAGAGUUGAGGUUGUUCAGCCUGGAGAAGAGAAGGCUCCAGGGAGACCUUAGAGCAGCUUCCAGUACCGAAAGGGGUCCAGAAAAGCUGCGGAGGGGCUCUUGAUCAGAGAGUGCAGGGAUAGGACAAAGUGGAAUGAUUAUAAGCUGAAAGAGGGGAGAUUUAGAUUAGAUAUUAGGAUGAAAUUUUUUCCUGUGAGGCUGGUGAGGCAGCGGCCCAAAUUGCCCAGAGAAGUGGAUGCCCCAUUCUUAGAGGUGUUAAAGGCCAGGCUGGAUGAGGCUUGAAGCUUCCUGAUCCAGUGGGAGGUGUCCCUGCCCAUGGCAGGGUGUUGGGACUGGAUGGGCUUUGAGGUCCCUUCUGACACAGACCAUUCUGUGGUUUAUGAUUGUGCGCCUGGGGACUUCACUGCGGAGAUGAGCUGGCAGCAGCGGGGCAUGAGCUGUGGGUGUCCUUGAAGGUCUUGCAGGCUUUCAGGCUCUUCUGGGGGUGCUGGCUCCAUGAGCCCAUGCUCCCUGUCACCCUUCUCCUGUCCCCACCAUGAGAGUGGCACCUAAGAAGAAAGUCGGGAAGAAAGCAAAAGGGAGCGAUGCUCCAGCAGUGGUGGAUGCCUUGUCCCCAAAGGAGAUGAACAGGGAGCAGCUGGAGAAGCAUGUUGAGCAUCUCAGGCAGGAGCUGGACCGGGAACGGGAAGAGCGCAGUUAUUUCCAGCUGGAGCGUGACAAGAUUCACGCCUUCUGGGAGAUCACCUGCCAGCAGCUGGAGGAGAAGAAGGCAGAGCUGCGUAACAAGGACCGGGAGAUGGAGGAGGUGGAGGAGAGGCAUCAAGUGGAGAUUAAGGUUUACAAGCAGAAGAUGAAGCACUUGUUGUCUGAACACCAAGCAGACCUCACUGAGCUGAAGGUAGAGGGCACCCUGUCCAAGAAGCUGACCCAGGAGGAUCACUUGGUCCAGGAGAUGAAGCUACAGAAAGACACGCGUUUCUUGCAAGUGAAGUUGAGGGAGCAGGAGCUGGCCCAUGAGACACUGAUGAAAAACAUGCAGCUGACGCAAGAGAAGGAGAUUAUGCGGCUGCGCAAGGAUUUUGAGAGACAAGUGAAAGAUAUUGAGGCCAAGUACACCGUUAAGUUGCAAGUCCUCCGGGACGAGCUUGACUCGCGGAGGAAGGUGGAGAUCUCUGAGGUGGAGGAGAAGAAGAACAGCCAUAUCAAUGAGCUGAUGAGGAAUCACGAGAAGGCCUUCCGUGACAUCAAGAACUACUAUGAUGAUGUCACACACCGAAACCUGGAGCAUAUCAGCUUUCUGAAGGAGCAGGUGAAGGAGAUGAAGAAGAGAGAGAAUCCCUUGAAAAAGGAGAGGGCAGGGUUGCUGCUCCAGAACAAGCAGCUGAAGGAGAUGCUGGAGCGGGCCCAGGAGCAGGUGUCUGAUCUGCAGAAGAAGUUGGCUCGCUGUGAGGAGGACAAGGAAGCCCUGAAGAACGCUAAAGGCUGUCUGAAAGUCACCCAGAAGGAACUGAAGGAUCUUCAGUGGGAACACGAAGUGCUGGUGCAGAGGUUCAGCAAGGUGCAGGCGGAGCGGGAUGAGCUCUAUCAGAAGUUCACCAAAGCCAUUAAUGAGGUACAGCAGAAGACAGGCUUCAAGAACCUGCUCCUGGAGCGCAAGCUGAAGGGACUCCACACCAUCCUGGAGAGAAAGGAAGUGGAGCUCAGCGAAGUCUUGGCAGCCUCCAAACUUGACCCGGGUGCUGUCUCGUUGGUCUCACGGAAGCUGGAGGAUGAGCUCGGUUCCAAGGAUGACGCCAUCAAGGACCUGCAGCUCCAGCUGGCCCGAGUCUGCAAGGCGCACAAUGACAUGCUGCAGGUGUUCCAGGGAAAGCUGGCAGCCUUUGGGAUCCCCCUGGACAGCCUGGGCUUCAAGCCUCUGGAGAGCCCCGUGCUGGGGCAGGAGAUAGGGCAGGGCCCUGCAGGACUUGUUUCUGUCCCCAGCUGACGCUGGCUGGCACUGAGGGAUCCGCUGUGCUAGGCACGGAGCCGGGCUGUGCUUCGUGCUAUUAAACAUACCCCAGUGAGCCUUUUGCAGGAUGUGGAGGACUUCCCCACUCCUGCCUGGGGGGACACCAGCCACAGGCAGCAGCUGGCUGACUUGGCUCUGACUGCGUGAUGCCAGUGCAGCCCAGGACCACAGCUCAUCCCAGAGGGCUCCCAGCAUCCCACCCGCUGGACCGGACCCUCCUGCCUCCUGUGUUGCCCGCAG